UCUGUUGCUAACAUCUCGGUGCCAGAUACCACAGCACCCCUUCAGAGGUAUUGUGGAGUCCAUGCCUUGAAGAGUCAGAGCUGUUUUGGCAGCACAAGGGGGAUCUACACAAUAUUAGGCAGGUGGUUUUAAUGUUAUGGCUGAUCCGUGUAUACUAUGGCCAUGAUAUGAUAGUGCAGUGUAAUUGUUUUUUUCCUGUUUCUUUAGUCCGGCUCUGCCUCCUCAUUAUCUGUGAACAACCCUGCCUUAGCUGAAGGGAAAGCCAGGGCUUAGCAGCAACACCAGGAAGUGAAGCAGAAGUGAAUCCGCGUGCAGGAGCUGAAUUGCAUUUCACAACACAGACGUUUAGGACAUAUCCGAGCUUCCACAGUGUCUAACUCUGUGUCGAGUUUGUUUAAAGGCAUGUCCAUGUGAAAUGUCGGUAAGUGUCGUGCUUUGCCUCCAAACUUCUCUCUCUGCAUGGAAGUUACGCUUACAGAAACCAGGCGAGUUCAGAGCUCCUACCAGUGAAGGAGUAAAUAAUAGGGCUUUGUGGGGGACUUGUGAUGGCAUAGUUGGACUGAGACUCCUGCAUUAGUUCUGUAACAUGUACUGGAAUGUUGGAGCCGCCGAAGACUCUGAAGACCAGCCUGCCUGCUGCGAUGCCGAGCAAGAUGGCGGUGCAGAAAUGGGAGCCAAGCAGUCGGCGGCAGGGAGCGCUGUCUUGUCCCAGUCGCCCACCCUAGAAAACAUCCGUGAGGCUUACGGGCAAGGUGAGGAGCGCAAGGCGCACGAGCUGAUCCGGCUUGCCUGCCAGGAGAACGGCGGAGGACGAGCAGACAUGCUAGAGCUCCUGUGUGCUGCCAGUCAGCAUGGUGACGUGGAGAGUGUUCAGUUCCUGUUGAAGAAUGCUCGGGUCCAAUUUCCUCAGGAACCCAGUGAAGGGAAUCCGGCUAUCUUGGCUGCGCAUUACGGCCAUCACUCAGUGGUUCAAGAGCUCUUGGACUCCAUUCCAUCUCCAUGUAUCCGUAAAGAUCUUUUGAACUGGAUGCUGGCGACGGCGUGUCAGCAGGGUCAUUUAGAGGUGGUGAAGCUGCUGGUUCUCAAUUACCAGGCCGAUGCAGAAGACUGCGCCCUACAUAGUGACGAGUUUGCAGUUAUCACUGGCCUGCCGCUGUAUGCUGCAGCCAGGGCAGGAAAUAAGGCGAUUGCUACGUUUUUGCUGGAGAAUGGAGCCUGCUUCUCUUCGUACACGUUGAUGGACCACAGCAAGUUCACGCAGGAGCUGCUGAGAGAGCGCCUGGUGGAGGACAAAGACACAUGCGAUGAUGGGAGAGUGCAGCAACCUGUGAGUGUGCAGUGGUCAGGGUUAAAGCUGCCAUGGUUGGAGCUGGACUGGUUCCUGGAUGUUUCCUCCAGGAUCACAGUGCUGGAUGUGUCACACAACGGCCUGAGCUCUCUGCCCUCAGUGGUGCCAUGGGGCCUCAUAAACCUGCACACACUCAACCUCUCACACAACAAACUCAAAGAGCUGCACACACCCCAAUCCUCUCAGGAAAUCAUCUGCAUCAGAUUACGCCAGGUCAAUCUGUGUGAGAACGACUUGGAGAGUCUCCCGGUUGGCUUGCUGCAUCUCAGCCAGAUCCAGAGACUCUUUGCAGCCAAGAACAAACUCACCAUCCUUUUCAACAUCCCUAAUGGCACUAACUGGAUUGGGCUGCGCAGGCUUCAGGAGCUGGACGUGUCUGAUAACUACCUGAUUGAUCUCCCGUUCCGUGUACUGCACUGCUUCAAGUCCCUCAACAGCCUCAAUAUCAGCAAGAACAGGCUAAGCCGCUUCCCAGACCCCUGGGCCUGUCCUCUGAAAAUUUGCAAAGCUGCAUCCAACCAGAUCCAGAGUCUCCCUGACACAAUCUCUAUCUUCUGGAGGACGCACUUGAAGGAGGUGGACUUCUCAGAGAACGCCCUCAAGGAGCUGCCCUCCUACAUAUUUGAGCUCGAGGCCAUUGUGUCCCUGAAGCUAUGUGGGAAUCAGAUUACCACUCUGCCGGCUCCAAACAAAUGGAAAUGCUCUCAGCUCCGAACCUUAGACCUGUCCAGAAACCAGCUGGGGAAGCCCGUCAGGACGGAGGAGAACACCAAGACCAGGAGGCUCCCCUUCUUAACCACGUGGCAUCGCAGAGACCCAGAACCAGCUUGUCCCGUCCAGUUUCCCGAAAUCCUGCGGGAUUCACUGGAAGUUCUCUUCCUCAACGACAACCAGCUGGAGUGUGUGCCUUCGUCUGUGUGCACCCUUAAAACCCUGUCCGAGCUCUAUCUGUCCAAUAAUCCAGGCAUCCAGGAACUCCCAGCUGAACUGGGCCAGCUCUCGAACCUCUGGCAGCUGGACAUAGAAGACCUAAACAUCAGCAAUGUGCCCGCGGAUGUCUGCCGCGAUGGUCCGGCGGCUGUGUUGGCAUUCCUGCGUGCUGAGCUGCGCUGUGCCGAGGCCUGCAGGUUGAUGAAGCUGAUGUUUGUUGGGCCGCCCCGUCAGGGGAAGAGUACUCUACUGGAGGCCCUUCAGACAGGAAGAAACUCGCCUUUCUCUCCAUCUGAUCGCAGCAUCCGCACCUCAUCCUGGCUCCUAGAGAGACCCAGUGGAGUCAAAAAUAACGUCGAAUCUGUGUCCUUUAACGUGUGGGACAUCGGAGGUCCGGCCAGCAUGUCCACUGUGAACCAGUGUUUCUUCACGGAUAAAGCUCUGUAUGUGGUGGUCUGGAACCUGGCACUAGGAGAGGAGGCCGUGGCCAACCUACAGUCCUGGCUGCUCAACAUAGAGGCACGUGCCCCAAACUCAGCAGUAGUAGUCAUCGGCACACAUCUGGACCUCAUCGACACUAAGUUUCGCACAGAGCGGAUUGCUACACUGCGAGCCUACAUCCUGGCGCUGUGCAGGACGCCGUCGGGUGCCAGAGCCAGCGGAUACCCGGACAUCACCUGGAAGCACCUGCACGAGGUGUCGUGUAAGAACCUGGAAGGCAUGGACGGUCUCAAGAGGCUCCUGUAUCAGGUGGCCUGCUCCAUGAAGGACAUCAGUAAUCCAGCCAGCUGCCACAAACUUGUGGGAAGACUGAUCCCCAAGAGCUACCUGACCCUUCAGGAGGCUGUGUUAGCGGAGCGUCAGAGGAGAGACGCAGAAGACGAGGUCCAGUAUCUGACGGAUUUGGAGCUGGAACAGAUCAUUGAACAGAGCCCAGGCAGUGACAUCAAAGACUACGAGGACCUCCAGACUGCAAUCAGUUUUUUAAUUGAGACUGGCACCAUGCUGCACUUCCCUGAUACGAGUCAUGGCCUGUGUAAGCUUUACUUCCUGGAUGCUGUAUGGUUAGCCGAGUGCUUAGAGCGGAUUGUGCAUCUGAAGAGUUCGCGCUCUGUGGCACGUAACGGCCUGAUCCGAACCGAGGACCUGCGCAUGCUGCUGAUCGGCACCGGCUUUACCCAGCACACUGAGGAGCAGUACUUCCAAUUCCUCGCCAAGUUCGAGAUCGCUCUGCCCGUGGCCAGCAACAGUUAUCUCCUGCCACACCUGUUGCCUCCCAAACCAGCCAUGGAUAUCCACGGCUUCCGCCAACAUACCAGCAACACUAUCCAGCGCCACUUUAAGAUGAGCUUCGUUCCAGCGGGAUUCUGGGAACGCUUCAUCGCCCGUAUGCUGAUCAGCCUCAAUCAAAUGGACCUGCAGGUCUUAGAGACUAAGAAAGGCUCACGGAGCCCACGGAACAGGAACUCCGUGAUUUACAGCUUUGCGGGGAAACAGCAGAAGAACCGCUGCAGCACGUUCCGAGUGCGUCGCAGCCAGACCAUCUACUGGAAGGAAGGGCUGUUGGUGACGUUCGAUGGGGGAUACCUGAGUGUGGAGUCAUCAGACCUGAACUGGAAGAAAAAGAAGAGCGGUGGCAUCAAGAUUAUCUGUCAGUCAGAGACGAGAGACUUCUCAGCGAUGGCCUUCAUCACUGACCACGUUAACGCUCUCAUAGAGCAGUGGUUUCCUGCGUUGACGGCGAGCGAGAGUGACGGAUCUCUGCUGAUCGAGCAGUAUUCUCCCUGUCCUUAUUGCACUGCAGUCUCACUCCACACUGACUCGCUUCCUCAGACCAGCUCUAGCUCCACUACAGUUCACUACUUCAACAUGGAGGACUGUGUGCUUGCUGCUGCUGAGAAAGAGCACAUCACCUGCCCCAAUCACCCCAAAGAGCUCGUACCCCUCCAGGAGCUCGUACCUGAGCUCUUCAUGACGGACUUCCCCUCACGGUUGUUCCUGGUGAAGAGUGACCUGGAGUGGAGUGAACAGGAAAAAGAUAUCCUCGGUCAGGGAGGCAGCGGCACCAUCAUCUACAAAGCCAAGUACAGAGGCCAGCCAGUGGCCAUCAAACACUUCCCCUUUAAGAAAUGCAGACAGCAGACACUCAACAGCGGCACAGAUACCAUGCUGAAGCACCUGCAGGCUAUGGAUGCUUCCAGAAGCUUCUCUGAGUUCCGACAGGAGGCUAGCAUGUUACACACCCUGCAGCACCCCUGCAUCGUGGCCCUGCUGGGCAUUAGCAUCCACCCGCUGUGUUUUGCCCUACAGCUGGCGCCACUUGGGAGCCUCAACACCGUGCUGGAGGAACGUAGCAAAGGUUCCUCGUUCAUACCCCUAGGCUACAUGUUGACCUUCAAAGCUGCCUAUCAGGUUGCUGCAGGUUUGGCCUACCUUCACAGGAAGAACAUAAUCUUCUGUGAUCUGAAGUCGGACAACAUCCUCGUGUGGUCGCUGCAGGUGGAGGACUCGGUCAACGUCAAGCUGUCCGACUAUGGCAUAUCCCGCCAGUCUUUCCAUGAGGGAGCUCUGGGAGUGGAGGGCACGCCAGGAUACCAGGCCCCUGAGAUCCGCCCAGGCAUCGUCUAUGAUGAGAAGGUGGACAUGUUCUCUUAUGGGAUGGUCCUGUAUGAGCUGUUGUCUGGCCGUCGGCCAUCGUUGGGUCAUCACCAGCUGCAGAUAGCGAAGAAACUCUCCAAGGGCAUCCGGCCUGUUCUGGGAAUCCCAGAGGAAGUGCAGUUCUAUUGCCUGCAGGCUUUAAUGCAGGAAUGCUGGGAGACCAAACCAGAGAAGCGUCCUCUAGCCAUGCCGAUCCUGAGACAGAUGCAGGAGCCGAGUUUCGCCUGUCUGAGGUACCUGUUGCCCUGCGAGCAGCACAGUCAGCUCUUCCUCUCCUCGCUGCAGGGCUACAGCGCCAUAUUCUGGGAUGGAGAAAAAGACAACAGGAACUACACGGUGGUGAACGCAGCCAAAGGUCAGGUGGAGGUGAAGCGAAUGCCGUGCCCAGGAUCAUGCCUCAGCUGUCAGCUGAAGACGGAGAACACCCUGUGGACCGCCACCGAGGAGCAGGAGAUCUUUAUCUACAGCCUGAAAGAGAUGUGUCCCCUGAGUCACCCGCAAAAACUGCUCUCUUGUCCGGCCGUGGUUACCUGCCUCAUGCUGCUGCCAGCCAGGUCAGAGUCUCUGCCAAAGGUAUUCGCUGGCAUGGCAGACGGCCUGAUUGCUGUGUACACCCUAGUGGAUGACUUGCCAUUGGAAGGUGAGGCCUACGUGUGCUCUCACACUGUGAACAAGACCCUGCUGGGGAUGGAGGAUUUGGACCCACGCCAAAGGCCACACCCUGUACAAAGCAUCGUGCCUGUACGCUCUGGCUCUGAGGUAUGGUACACUAAUGGGCCUGGUGUGCUCGUGAUCGACAGCCUUACACUGCAGCCCAUUCGCCGCCUUGACCCUUACCUCACACCCUCCCGCGUGGUCUCCAUGACAUCCGCCCCGAGUUUUCGAGGUGAUGAGGCUGUCUGGUGUCUCGAUGACCACACUAACACUCUGCUGAUGUACCACGCCAGUAGUUACCAGCUCUGCGCCAGUUACAGCUGCGGUGACUUGCACCCAUUCCGAGACGUUUUCCCUAUCCAGAAUCCAGCAGGAGUUACAGAUGUCACUGUGGAGACUGAGAUACAAACAGAGGAAGAAGAACCAGUACCACUCGAGCCUAAACCCACUGUCACAGUGACAAUAAUGCACAGCGAGGACGCUGGCACACAGAUCCUCAGCCUGCAGGACUCAGUAGAUUACUGCUCUAUCAGCUCCUCAGGGUUCAGCUCAGAGCAGCUGGCAGGACUCACCCACACUGAGGGUUCCAGCUCAGGGGCCCUCAGCUCGCUAGCCAGCUCCUGCAGCAUGCCCUUCUCCACAGACUGCGAGGAUGCAGACAGAGCUCAGGAUGAGCCGAUCUCAGAGGAGUCUUCACCUCUAGGAAGCGCAGAUCCAGCACCACAGAGCCGAACUCUUCCCCAACUUCAGGCCCUUAACGUGGUUCCAGUUAACGGCACAAUCUGGAUACCCAGGUGUGGAGGGGACAUAAUGGUGAUCGAGGUGCAGGAACAGUCAGGGCUGCUCAGAGGUCGUGUGAUUGCUGUGCUGACUGUCCCAGGAGUGCAACAGUAUGGGGCCCUAGUGGAAGCUGCACUGGUUGCAAAGGACACUGUUGUAUGUGGCUUUCGUAACGAAAACAUGGCCUGGUGCCUGGCUGUCUGGAGGGGCUGGGGAGGCCGCGAGCUCGAGCUCUUCUACCAGUCCUAUGAGGAGCUUGGCCGUUUGGAGACCAGCAUGAGGAAAAGAAGGUAGCUGUGUGUGAGCGUGUGUGUGCGUUACAGAGCAGAAUCGCAGCACUGUGUGGUUAAAGGUGACUUUAGGGAAUACACACACAUGUAAAGGUAAAAGGACUCAACUAUUGGAAAUGUGCAGACCUGCGUACUAGAUACUACACACGUACACAAGCCUCGGAUUGAGGGGAUAUACUGGAGAUGGAUUCGGAGGCCUAGAUAUGCAAACAGACACACCAUACACGGUUGCCAUAUAAGCUUACAUACACACUGGCUAUACAUUUGGACUGUAUAUCCAAACACACACACCAUUAUAUUGGCUGAAUCAGAGGCAUGAGUGAGGAGAACUGACAGCAGUGCUAUAUUCAUGAGAGAGAAGCUACAUUAACUCAGCAAAGGCCAGCCCUGGGAGUAUGUAUGUGUGUGUGUGUGUGUGUGUGUGUGUGUGUGUGUGUGUGUGUGUGUGUGUGUGUGUGUGUAGCACAGCAAAUUAAUCAGCAAACCAAGAAACUUGAGACUAGAGCACUCAGACUUCCUGUAACAACAGCUCGGCUGUAUUGCAAGUGUCUCUGCCUGAAGGCCAUGUCAGUGUUUGUAUUUCGAAUUAUGACCAGCAAUAAGGCGUCCUGUAUUAACCUUGUCUUCCCCAGAGCAGCUUCUUUAUACAUUGAAGCCAGUCUGGUGGCCAGCAGCUAGCCAAUAGUAAUGGACUAUGGGAUUUAAUCAGAACUUUAAGUAUGUUCACAGGUUUUAGAAUGAUUUGGUGGAAAAUCAACUUUGCAGUUUUUUUUCUUCUUACCCCAAAUGUAGUCGAUCAACCAAGACGUGAUUAGUGUCCAACAUUUGCUUUUUUUAGAUUUGCACAGGAGCAAUGAGGCUAUUGUAGGUAAGACGUAAUGAACAUCCAUCUUAUGCAAAAUCUUUUCACAUAGUAAAUAUUUGCAGCAUCCAUCAGACCGCAUGCAGUUCUUAGGUAAUAUCACAUAGACUUGUUGACGUGGUUUGGGACACAGUACGACUUUCAUUCUAGACAGCCAGGAUCACUUUUUUUUUUCUUUGGAGCAGGUUGGUAUGAUUAAACUCUUAGGGUCCAGCCUUCCAGAGUCUGAAGGUGCAGUUGUACUGGAAAGUUGAUGAUAAUAUAAAGACUGGUGACAAAUUAAAGGAAAAACCAAGAUAAAGUGUCUUAGUAAGGUUUUGGGCCAUCAUGAAUCACAAGAACAGUUUCGGUGUGCCUUGGCAGAGAUUCUACAAGUCUUUGGAAGUGUGCAGGGGGAAGAGCACCAUUCUUCCAAAAGAUAUUACUUCAACUGGUGUUUUGAAGAUGGUGGUAAAGAGCGCUGUCCAACACGUCACUAGGAAAAUCUCCCACAGGUGUACAAUUGUGUUGAGAUUAGGUGAGUGUGAAGGCUAUAGCAUAUGAUACUUCAUUUUCAUCCUCAUUAAGCAUUCAGUGAGCUCUUUAGCCCUGUGGAUGGGGGUGAAGAUAUCCUGGAAGAGACCACUCCCAACACGAUAGAAAUGUUACAUCAUAGGAUAAAAGGCAGCAGUCAGAAGAACUUUGCACUGAUUUGCAGUUACGCUUUCUUCUAAGAGGACAAGUGGGGGACAGCCUAAACCAUGCCACCAAAAUAAUACCCCUAGAGCAUAACAGAGACACAGGUUUUUCAUUUCAUUUCCCUUUGGGAUAAAUAAAGUGUUAUUUAGUUUGUCACCUGAAAUGUUAUUUUACAAAAUCUUUUACUCAUAGUGAAAUUAUGUAUCUUAACAAUGACAUUGUUAUUGAAGCAAAGCUUUGAACAUGGCAUAUAUUUUACAGAAAAGAUAGCUAUAGUGGAGCUCCAGUGCAAAACUGAAAAAAGCAAAUGUUGAACCCCAAACAUGACUUAGCUGAUUUACUACAUUUGGAUUACAAAAUUGCAUACAUUCUUUUGUCAGAACAUUCUUUAAAUACCUCUACACUAGCAGAAAUACCAGCAUGUUAGCUUUUACUAUUGUAAAUAUGUAAUAGAACUUUGUAAACAAUUAACUGUAUGAUAUUUAUUAUGGUCUAUAUGUCUGCAUGUGUAAAUAGAUUGUUACUGUAUUGUAAAUUUGAAUAAAACUGAGCAGACCUGUAUUGGA
This is a messenger RNA of Pangasianodon hypophthalmus (striped catfish), 8766 nucleotides long. It is a transcript of the gene lrrk1, whose product is annotated as leucine-rich repeat kinase 1. Gene Ontology annotation, biological process: protein phosphorylation. Lineage: Eukaryota; Metazoa; Chordata; Actinopteri; Siluriformes; Pangasiidae. The record is from RefSeq and is a predicted model, not a curated record. The transcript has 34 exons. Gene Ontology annotation, molecular function: protein binding; ATP binding; protein kinase activity. Bases 587 to 6664 code for a protein of 2025 amino acids.